Paramecium pentaurelia is the source of this 1798-nucleotide messenger RNA. The record is from the annotation of a GenBank genome assembly. Lineage: Eukaryota; Ciliophora; Oligohymenophorea; Peniculida; Parameciidae.
AUGAAUUAUUAAUUUGAAAUUAUAAAAAAGGUUUGGGCAUCUAAGAAAAUUUGGGCUUUUUUUAAAUAUCAACAUCUUUUAAACUAGAGAAUAAAAGAAUUAAUAAAAGAAUUAGAUCCAAAAAUACAAACUGUAAUUGAAUUGAAAGAGAAAAAAUAAUAAAUUGGAAUAACUAAUAAAUAAUUUACAAAAGCAUGUACUAAAGCUUUAGAGAAUCAAGCUAACCUUUUGAAACCAUUGAUAUUACUGAAUAAGAGAAAUAUUAUAAAUAAUUAGAAGUAUCUAAUUGAUAUUUUAUAAAUAAUUCAUUAUUCUACAAAUAAUGAAGAAUCUAAUUAUGUAGAGGAAACAAUGAAGAAUGCAAAAAAAAUAAAAGAAUAGAAAUAAGUAAGUUUAUGACAUAAUAUUUAGUUAUAUAAAAUAUUAGAAUUGAUAUUUGUGAUGUUAUAAAAUCAAUAAAAAGAAACAACUAAAUAUUAAAUAUUAAUAUGUUUAGAUUCCAUAUUAAAAUCAUUAAUGAAAUGCUCUUAAAAUAAUCCUGAAAUAUUGUAAAAUUUAAUAUAGUUUUAAAAAUAUAACAGGAGUAUUUCUUACAAAAAAUCUUAUUAAGGAAUAGGUCAAUUUAUAUAAGCAAUAACAUCUUUUGAUUGUAAAUUAAAACCAGAUUUGACACCAGAAAUAAUAGAUACAACUUUGAAUAAUGUAUUACAAUAAUUAGAUUGUGUAAUUUGUUAUACUGCAAUGAAUGAUCCUGUAUCAAUGAAAUGUGGACAUAGUUUUUGUAAGUCAUGUAUGACUCAAGACUAAAAUAAUUCUAAGAAAUGUCCAAUUUGUAGGUAUGAUUAAUGAAAAAUUUAGAGUGGAGUAGGUAGAUGAGGUUUAUCUAAGUGAAAAUAAUAAAUUCUUAACAAAGUUAAUUUAAUUACGAUUAAGUUUUGAGAAUUAAUAAAAUUUAUAAUAGGAGGAUGAUGUUUAAAACUAUUAUAAAAUAUAUAUAAAACCAUAAAGUAGUGAGACUUAUGAGUAAAAAAUAAUCUUCAGAACUUAAUAAUCUCUAAAGUAUUUAAUUGAAGAAGAAGUAGAAAUUGAUACUAAGAGAUUUAAAUCAUUAUCUGUAUAAUAGUUUUAAUAAGUAUUACAAUAAAAUCUUAUUUUUAUUCUUAUUGAUAAAAAUGAGAAUGCUUAUAUAGUGAAAAAUAUAUUGACUCAUAUAAGCAAGAGUAAAACAAGAAUUAAAGUUGAAUAUUAAGAUAAAAUAAAAAUUGUAGAAUAAUAUUUCUCUGAAAUUCAUUUGAAUACAGAAAAUGGAGAAUACAUAUUUGAAUCAUAAUUUGCAACAGCAAUUACUUUAGAAGAUCAAAAUAUAGAUUUAAAUAGUUUUGAAAUCCAAAAAUAACUCAAUAAUUUGAUUAAUAAUAUAAAAGGAUUCUUUAAUCAAGCUCUAUUAAAUUAAUAAUAAGAUUAGACAUAUUAAACUAUAUAUUCAUACUUAUCAUAAGUAGGAAUUUUGAGUUUAUCUAAUUCUGAUAUAAUUAGUAAUUAUGACUAAAUAAGAAAAUAUUCAUACUUAGUACCAAAUAUAUUAAGAAUACCUGAGAAGGAAAGAGUAGAAAUCUAAUAGACAAAUAAUUUAAUUACUAGAUUAGAGUUAAUUCAAAAAAACUUAAAUAGAUUCAAAUAAUGCUCUAAUAUAUUAAUGAUAUUUCAAAUUCAAAGAUAGAAUCAAGAUUCUAGAAGGAAUAUCAUAAUUUUUAUUAUAGUAUUUUUUUUGUUUUUAUCGUUUGUCCUAUAGUUGUGA